UAUUGGAUUGGUGUUCAAAGAGUUUUUCAGAGUUUUAUUUGUUUUUCCCAGUUUUCUGAUUCAAUCUUUCUCUACCAAGCGCCGUAGACUCUCUCUCUCUCUCUCUCGCUAUUAUAUCUCUGACUCUGAGCUUCGACGAUUCUCCUUCUCUCUCUAAGCCCUAAACCUCUCUUCCUUCUAUUCUCUCUCGCGGCCUAGACCUCUAAUUCUGCGCUCUGCGCUCGAGAAUCAAACUAGCUGUCGGUGACAACACAGAGCCUCUCAACCAUGUACGGAUCAAGAGGGGCAAUGUUUGGAAGCGGGGGGGUUUCGGACGGGUACGAGGUGGGCUCAAAGAGACAAAGAAUGAUGGAAUCAAAUCCGUACUUCGCAGUGAGCAGCAGCACGAGUGGGUUUCAACCUUAUGGCUAUGGUGCUGGCUUUCAUCAGCCUCCUUCCUUUCCUGUGGUUCGUCUGAGGGGGCUACCCUUCAACUGUACUGACAUCGACAUCUUCAAAUUUUUUGCGGGACUAGAUAUCGUGGACGUGUUGCUGGUCAACAAGAAUGGACGGUUCUCAGGAGAGGCCUUUGUCGUCUUUGCUGGAUCGAUGCAGGUUGAGUUUGCUCUACAGAGAGAUCGGCAGAACAUGGGGCGCAGGUAUGUGGAAGUUUUCAGGUGCAAAAGGGAGGAUUAUUACAAUGCUGUUGCAGCUGAGGUGAACUAUGAAGGAAUCUAUGACAAUGACUAUCAUGGAAGCCCUCCUCCAUCCCGGUCUAAGAGGUUCAGCGACAAGGAACAGAUGGAGUACACUGAAAUAUUGAAGAUGCGUGGUCUACCCUUCUCUGCGACAAAAUCAGAUAUUGUUGAAUUUUUUGGAGAAUUCAACCUUGCAGAAGAUAGGAUACAUAUUGCAUGCCGCCCUGAUGGGAAAGCUACAGGAGAGGCUUAUGUGGAGUUUUCCUCGGCAGAGGAAGCUAAAAAAGCAAUGUCCAAGGAUAAGAUGACAAUCGGGUCAAGGUAUGUGGAGCUGUUUCCGUCAACACCAGAUGAAGCUAGACGAGCCGAAUCCAGAUCAAGGCAGUGAUCUGGAUAUGAUACAUUUUCUAAUUGAUAUCCGUAUGUGAAGUUUUUGUUUGGCGACAAAACUUUUCUCUCUCUUUCUUUUGAGGUUUAUAGCUAGAAUAUUUUAGUGAUAUAUUGGUACCUUUUGAAAGUUUAUUUGAACCGUGGAGAUUAGGAGCAUAUAGAGUAUGUUUACUGGCAGUUACUGCUUUUGUUGGUGCUUA
Ziziphus jujuba (common jujube) is the source of this 1267-nucleotide messenger RNA. RefSeq lists its product as uncharacterized. Gene Ontology annotation, molecular function: RNA binding. The coding region runs from base 268 to 1065 and encodes 265 amino acids. Gene Ontology annotation, cellular component: ribonucleoprotein complex. The record is from RefSeq and is a predicted model, not a curated record. The transcript is spliced from 3 exons. NCBI's taxonomy places the organism in Eukaryota, Viridiplantae, Streptophyta, Magnoliopsida, Rosales, Rhamnaceae.